AUGUCUCUAGGCUUGUCUAGGCUGAGCCAGUUAGGAUUUGAGGUUGAUCUCCUCUAUUUUUUCUGUGGACUUCUGACCGUACAACUCAUGAAAAUAAAACCGUGGUUAGUCACUGUUGGAGGAGCUUUCAGUUAUUCCCUCAUCCUUCUUCGUUCCAAUUUGGAUCUUCAACCAAGAAUUCGGUAUCAUGGACUUCAACACCAAGAUCAUGUAGUGAUUGAAAUUGGUUCUCAUUCACAACCACAAAGAACCAUUAAUAGUGUUACUCAAGUGGAUUCAACCCAAACAAUUAUAGCCAGUUCACAACCACACCCUGUCAUUGAUAUAGUCUGGCCUUCAAGAGGAAUAAGACAAUAUGCUUCUCAAGUAGUUUCACCUCAAGAGGGUGGUACUGGUGGUGCCCGUCCAGAAAACAUUUAUGGUACCAAGGAAUGCUUUAUAGGUUGUAUAGAGGCUCUUCAGAAGGAGAAUAGGAGCGUUAUCAGAGCAAUUUCCAUGCAUGUAGACAAAUACCUUAAAGCUAGUGUUCUUAGUGAGGAACAGAUUUCAGUGCCAGAAUUGCAUGGCGACGACAACAUGGUGGUUGAUUCAUUGUCGUCAAGAAUGAUCGGCAAGCUUCGUCAAAGUGUACAGAAGAUGGUGUCAGAUGGAUUUGAGGAGGAAUGCUUGCACGUGUACAGUAAUUGGCGGAGGGGGUUUCUGAAAGAGAGCCUCUGGGCAUUAGGGUUGCAGGUUCAAGAGCUCAACGGGGAGGACAUUAACAAGUUGGAGAAGGAUGAGAGGCUGAUAAAAGCUAUGAACAUAGCUGCGAGGAUACUCUUUCCCAAUGAAAAAAGACUCUUCAUUCGUGUCGUUAGCGGCUCCAUUCGCAAUGGGGAGUUUCAUUUCAGGGAACUUUGCACGGAAUUGGCUACUGGUCUGCUGAACUCUGCCCUUGCCUUGGCAACAUGGAGUCUUUUCAUGCGCAACACAUUGCAGGAGUUGAUACAUGAGUUUGAAUCAUUUACAAUACUAAGAAAUAUUGUAGUGGUCCUGAUAAGGCAGAGAUUGUGCAUUUAUGAGGUUUUGGAAGAUGUAUCACUCAUUCCUGGUGGCGGGAUUCAUCCCCUUACCCUUGAAGGGAUGUGCUUUAUUUAUUUGGUUUACAGAAAUAGGGAAAUUAGGAAACUUAAGCGAGAUUUAAAGGAGGGAAAGAUUCCAGCAUCUAUGUACAUAGACAAAGUGAGAAUUCGUUUAAAGUGUAGUUUGGACCAUAAGUCCAAAAAUGGUAAUAAGUUUCAUGUGAUGAACUACAAUGAAUCUCCACACCAAAGUUUCCUUGGCACAUUUGAGGAAUUUGUUGGGAAGCAUGUUUAUAAAUACAUUAAGUAUAGAAAGUCUGAGAUACAUGAUCGACUCAGCAAAUUGUUUCUUUUAAUGGAGUAG
Molecule: messenger RNA, 1425 nt
Organism: Vigna radiata var. radiata (mung bean)
Lineage: Eukaryota; Viridiplantae; Streptophyta; Magnoliopsida; Fabales; Fabaceae
Product: exocyst complex component EXO70B1
Exons: 1
Coding region: 1-1425 (474 amino acids)
Biological process (GO): exocytosis
Cellular component (GO): exocyst
Source: RefSeq, a predicted model, not a curated record